Molecule: messenger RNA, 1452 nt
Organism: Adineta steineri
Lineage: Eukaryota; Metazoa; Rotifera; Eurotatoria; Adinetida; Adinetidae
Source: the annotation of a GenBank genome assembly
AUGUAUUAUCUACAAUCAAUUUAUAACAAAGAUUUAGUUCAUUUAUUUAUUAUUACAUCUCUUGUGUGUGGAUUAGAAUUUUGUACCGCAUCAGCAUUUACUUAUAUCCCACCUAUCUUACUCAAGGCUGGAAUAUCAGAAACUUUAAUGACUUGGUUAAUGGGUUGUGGUCCAUUACUAGGAUUUCUUCUUUGUCCUGUUGUUGGUCAUGCAAGUGAUCGUUGUCGAUCACGUUUUGGUAAACGACGUCCUUUUAUAGUUGGCUUUUGUUUAACAAUUAUUUUUUGUCUUAUACUUAUUCCACAAAGCGAAUCAAUUGGUCAACUUCUUCACGCACCAAAAUUAGGUCUUUGUUUAUUAGUUCUUACAUGUAUUUUAUUUGAUUUUUCUGCUCAAGCUUGCUUUAAUCCAUGUGAAUCCUUAAUUUAUGAUGUAUGUAAAGGUACACCACAAGAAGCGUCUUGUUUUUUUGUUUACUCAUUCAUGACAUCAUUCGGUGGAUGUUUAGGAUAUUUAAUAACAGCUACCGAUUGGACUGAUUCUUUUCUUAGUAAAUAUAUGCAGGGACAAGAAAAAUUGACAUUUAUUGUUAUAUUAUUAUUUUUUACUAUGACACUUUGUUGUACAUUAAUAUCUGCUAAUGAAAAAAUUUAUGAUAGUAUUAUUGAUGAUCAAAUAUCGACAACUGAAACUCAUUUCCUCGAUAGUUUAUUUCUUAUUCAUUUUUUAAAAUAUAUUUUUCGUUCUGUAUCAAAUUCAGUUCAUACUAUUAUAACAAUGCCAUGUGUUUUACGACGUUUAACACUUGCUGAAUGUUGUUCAUGGUCAGCAAUAAUGACAUUUAAUUUAUUUUUUACUGAUUUUGUUGGUCAAACUGUUUAUAUGGGUGAUCCAAGUGCUGAUGAAUUCGCUGUUGAACGUAUACGUUAUGAUCAAGGCGUACGUGCGGCUUCCUAUGGUUUAUUAUUUCAUUGUAUUGUUGGUGCUUUAUAUGCUCCAUUUCUUAAACCAUUAAUUAAUCAAUUUGGUUAUCAUUUAACAUUUUCAUUUAGUAUGUUUAUUUUUGCUAUAUCUAUGCUUUUUAUAUAUAUCUCAAGAAAUAUAUAUAUUAUUAACAUAAUGGCAUCAUUAUCUGGUCUUGGGAUGGCAUCAUUAACAUCCAUACCUUAUACACUUGUUAUGACGUAUCAUGCAAAUCGAGAAAUUUAUUUUGUUGACAAUCCAGUUAUACAAACACGUGGAAUUGGCACUAUUCUAGGUAUACUUGAUAGUACUUAUUUUGCAUCACAAAUCAUAUCAUCAGUUAUUAUGGGUUAUAUAAUGUUAAUAUUCAAAUCAACACUUUCAUAUAUUGUAACAAGUUUUGUUCUUGCUAUUUGUUCACUUUGGUUUAUAAAUCGAAUUGUGAUAAAUCGACAUCAGCUACAAGAAUUGCUGAAAACCGAUAAAUAA